Messenger RNA from Cariama cristata (Red-legged seriema), 2716 nucleotides. RefSeq names its product transforming, acidic coiled-coil containing protein 2 (gene TACC2). The annotation marks the transcript as partial. Gene Ontology annotation, cellular component: cytoplasm. Gene Ontology annotation, biological process: mitotic spindle organization; cell population proliferation; cerebral cortex development. The transcript is spliced from 13 exons. The record is from RefSeq and is a predicted model, not a curated record. NCBI's taxonomy places the organism in Eukaryota, Metazoa, Chordata, Aves, Cariamiformes, Cariamidae.
AUGCAAGGAGGUGGGAGCUCUCAUUGGGAUUCUGCGGAGGCAGCCAGGGAGAAUCGGGUCCGCUGUGUUCCUCAAGCUGUCAGGGGUGACACCGACGUCUUUUCUUCCCCAGCUCGCAGAAGGCUUCAUGCUGCGAUAGAUUUAGGCAAAUGUAAUCGAAUGCAAAUCCUGAGCUCUGACUCUGAAGAAGCAUUUGAGACCCCGGAGUCCACUACACCGGUAAAGGCACCACCUUCACCUCCACAGCCACCCCCUGAAGCGGCGUCAGCAGCAGCAGUUGCAGCAGACAUAGCAGAACAAGAAAUAAAACCCCAGCUGCCCUUGGAAGACACAGGAUUAUCUUCAGAAAGUGUACCUGUAACUGAUGUGUCACACAGUGAAUCAGCUGAAGAAAGCUCUUUCCGACCCCCUUCCCAUUCUUUUUCCACUGUCUUCGAUGAGGACAAGCCAAUAGCCAGCAGUGGAACUUACAACUUGGACUUUGAUAACAUUGAGCUGGUUGAUUCUCUCCAUGCCUUAGGACCAAGCUCUCCAGAAUCGAAGAAUCGUGACCCCAAAGCGAAUGUUCGAAGAAAAUCUACUGAUUCAGUCCCAGUUUCCAAAUCUACAUUGUCUCGAUCUCUCAGCUUGCAAGCUAGCGAUUUUGAUGGAGCAUCUUAUCUUGGCAACAGUGAGACAUUAGCACCGGCAGCAGAUGUGUAUGGUACUGGUUCAAGUAGUGCUUCUAGUACCCUUAAGAGAACAAAGAAAUCCAGACCAGCUUCCUUAAAAAAGAAGCAGUCAGCAAAAAAAUCUCUGGAUGCUCCACCAGUGAAAGAAACUCCACAAGAACCAUCUGACCUUGGCCAAACAGCUUGUGCCCCAGGUGAGGAUAAAACAAUAUCUGAAGCAAAGGCUGACUCAGUAAAGCCCGAAUGUACUGAACCUUCUAAAAUCUCUGCCGAGAAACAGGAGGCCCCGCCUGUGCCUGAAGGAUCCUACCCUUUGGAUCCAGACAGUUUUGAAGGGAUUAGUGCAUUUAGCACCGGAGGUGGCAAAGUACAAAACUCUCCCCCUGCCAAUAAGAAAACACUACCUCUUACAACGGCACCGGAGGCUGUGGAGGUGACUCCGCCUGACACUGGAGGACAAGAAGACCCUCCGGUCAAAGGCAUUGCCGUGAGGCUGGAGUUUGAUUAUUCUGAAGAAAAAGGGGUGAGUGAAGACCAGCAGGAGAGUACUCCGCCUCCCAAGAAAGCAAGUAAAAAGCCUGGUGCUAAAAUGCCACUACGGAGGCCAAAGACUAAAAAGCCAGUGGAAAAGCUUGACAAUGCUCCAACCACACCGACCAAGUCACCCACAGAUCCAAAUGAAAUCCCUAUCACAAAAGGCUCUUACACUUUUGAUAUUGACAAGUGGGAUGAUCCCAAUUUUAACCCAUUCUCAUCUAGUACAAAAAUGCAAGAAUCGCCCAAACUGCCUCAACAAACGUACAGUUUUGAGCCAGACAUGUGUGAGGACUCUAUUGACCCUUUCAACUCUUCUUCUAAGAUAGCCAACUCACCCUCUAAAUCUCCGGCUUCCUUUGAGAUACCAGCCAGUGCCAACGAAACAAACGGAACUGAAGGAGACAACUUGAAUAAGCCUGCGAAAAAGAAGAAGACGCCACUAAAAACGAUGGUAGAAGAUGUGAUGUCUGUAUGUUCUCUGUUUGAUACAUUUAGGGUGAAAAAAUCACCAAAAAGAUCCCCACUGUCUGAUCCUCCUUCUCAGGAUCCCACUCCACUGCCUACUCCAGAAACACCUCCUGUCAUAUCCACAGUGGUUCAUGCGACAGAUGAGGAGAAACUGGCGUCUUCAGUGACCAGUCAGAAAUGGACCUGCAUGACUGUGGACCUGAACACGGAUAAGCAGGAUUACCCGCAACCAUCUGAUCUGUCUACGUUUGUUAAUGAGACUAAGUUCAGCUCUCCUACAGAGGAAUUGGAAUAUGGCAACUCAUAUGAAAUAGAAUAUAUGGAGAAAAUAGGCUCUUCUGUGCCUCAGGAUGAUAGCACCCCGAAGAAACAAUCUUUAUACCUAAUGUUUGAUGCGCAGCAGGAGAGCCCAAUCAAAUCACCUCCCAUCAGACUGUCUGAUUCCACAACACCAUGCUCAGGGUCAAGUUUUGAAGACCCUGAAGCCCAGCAAUCCUCUGGAAUGAAAAUACAACAUCCAGCUUCCCGAGUCCUAGCUGCCAGCCAAGAGGCACACUUACAGUCACCUGACAAGUCAAAGCAGAAAGACCUAGAGCCCAUGACCCUAGGAACGACUCCAGAGGCUCUUGAAAUAACAUCUCCUGAAGACUCCUUUGUCUCUGCUGAUGCUCUUCUCAAUAGGAUAUCUAAGAAAACCUCAAUAUGUGAUCAGCCUGAAUAUCUAGAUCCUGACUUAGCAGAAAAGAACCCCCCAGUAUUUGCUCAGAAACUUCAGAGAGAACCUGCUAUCCCAGCAGAUGUUUCCAUCUCUAAAAGUGCACUGUACUCCCGGAUCGGCACCUCGGAUGCAGAAAGCACCACAGGUCUUCUCUACUCCCAGCAAGACUUAGACUCUGCACUACGACUUGCCAGAACAGAGAUUGUGGCCAAGGAAAGAGAAGUAUCUGAGUGGAAAGAGAAAUAUGAAGAAAGCAGAAGGGAAGUGAUGGAAAUGAGGAAAAUAGUUUCAGAAUAUGAGAAGACGAUUGCUCAGAUGAUAG